Molecule: messenger RNA, 1265 nt
Organism: Schizophyllum commune H4-8
Lineage: Eukaryota; Fungi; Basidiomycota; Agaricomycetes; Agaricales; Schizophyllaceae
Product: serine/threonine-protein phosphatase PP1
Exons: 7
Coding region: 270-1265 (331 amino acids)
Cellular component (GO): nucleus; cytoplasm
Molecular function (GO): protein serine/threonine phosphatase activity
Source: RefSeq, a predicted model, not a curated record
UGUUAUCUCACCGCCUCGUUCAUCGAUACUCAGCCCGUCCUUCACCGUCGCCGCGCACGACGACCAACCGCCCUUUCCCGCUCACCCCGCCGCCCACCUCAGUGCUGCCCGCCGGCCGAGCUCCUGAAAAUCCAGCGCCAGGCCCCAGCCCAGAACCACCCCUCGGCCUGUUGCAAAUUUCUUCUCCCGGACGCACCAGCGAGCCCGCGAGCUUCCGAACGGCACACACGAGCGCGAACGACUGCAGGAGACCGCUGUAGACGAAUACCAUGGCAGACGCGCAGACGGAGAUCGAUCUUGACUCGGUCAUUGACCGGCUAUUGGAAGUGCGCGGUAACCGUCCCGGGAAGCCCGUGCAGCUUCAGGAGUACGAGAUCAAGUACCUGUGCACGAAGGCGCGCGAGAUUUUCAUCAACCAACCCAUUUUGCUCGAGCUGGAGGCACCCAUAAAAAUCUGCGGUGACAUUCACGGACAAUACUACGACCUGCUACGUCUAUUUGAGUAUGGCGGGUUUCCGCCAGAAGCCAACUACCUCUUCCUCGGUGACUACGUCGAUCGAGGAAAGCAAUCGCUGGAGACGAUCUGUUUGCUGCUGGCAUACAAGAUCAAGUACCCGGAGAACUUCUUCAUCCUGCGCGGAAACCACGAGUGUGCCAGUAUCAACAGAAUAUACGGGUUCUACGACGAAUGCAAGCGCCGGUACAACAUCAAGUUGUGGAAGACGUUUACGGACUGCUUCAACUGCUUGCCGAUCGCUGCCAUCAUCGACGAAAAGAUCUUCACGAUGCACGGCGGGCUCAGCCCAGACUUGCAGUCGAUGGAGCAGAUACGAAGAGUGAUGAGGCCGACGGACGUGCCGGACACUGGUCUGCUCUGCGAUCUGCUAUGGUCCGAUCCCGACAAGGACAUUACGGGCUGGUCGGAAAACGACCGCGGCGUGUCCUUUACGUUUGGCCCGGACGUCGUGUCCAGAUUCUUGCAAAAGCACGACAUGGACCUGAUCUGCCGAGCGCAUCAGGUCGUCGAGGAUGGCUACGAGUUCUUCGCCAAGCGGCAUCUCGUGACCCUCUUCUCCGCACCCAAUUAUUGUGGCGAGUUCGACAACGCGGGUGCGAUGAUGAGUGUGGACGAGACCUUGCUGUGCUCCUUCCAGAUUCUCAAACCGGCGGAGAAGAAGGCGAAGUACCCAUACGGUGGCAUGAAUAUGGGGCGCCCAGUAACGCCGCCGCGCAAGCAGAAGAAGAAGGACAGCAAGAUGGGCUAA